Messenger RNA from Cinclus cinclus, 1530 nucleotides. RefSeq names its product gap junction protein alpha 9 (gene GJA9). Bases 1 to 1530 code for a protein of 509 amino acids. The transcript has a single exon. Gene Ontology annotation, cellular component: connexin complex. NCBI's taxonomy places the organism in Eukaryota, Metazoa, Chordata, Aves, Passeriformes, Cinclidae. Gene Ontology annotation, biological process: cell communication. The record is from RefSeq and is a predicted model, not a curated record.
AUGGGAGACUGGAAUUUCCUUGGAGGCAUUUUAGAGGAGGUCCACAUUCAUUCCACUAUUAUUGGAAAGAUUUGGCUAACGAUCCUCUUCAUAUUCCGAAUGCUUGUCCUCGGAGUGGCAACCGAGGAUGUUUGGAAUGAUGAACAAUCAGAAUUUAUAUGCAAUACUGAGCAGCCUGGUUGCAGAAAUGUGUGCUAUGAUGAGGCCUUUCCCAUCUCUCUCAUAAGAUACUGGGUCUUGCAAGUUAUAUUUGUGUCUUCCCCUUCCUUGGUGUAUAUGGGUCAUGCCUUAUACAGACUAAGAGCCUUGGAAAAAGAGAGGCAAAAAAAGAAAGCUCAGGUAAGGGUGGAACUUGAAAGCACUGAAUUAGAAAUGACUGAAAAUCGUAAAAGACUGGAGAGAGAACUCCGGCAAUUGGAUCAGAGAAAGCUAAAUAAAGCACCCCUAAGAGGAUCUUUGCUCUGCACUUACGUGAUACAUAUUUUCACCAGAUCUGCAGUGGAAGUUGGCUUUAUGAUUGGGCAGUAUCUUCUUUAUGGCUUUCACUUAGACCCCCUUUAUAAAUGUCAGAGAGAGCCAUGUCCAAACACAGUUGACUGCUUUGUAUCUAGACCAACAGAAAAGACAGUGUUUAUAUUAUUCAUGCAAUCAAUAGCGACUGUAUCAUUGCUUUUAAAUAUUCUAGAAAUUAUCCACUUAGGAUUCCGAAAAAUCAAAAUGGGACUCUGUGAGCAGAAUAAAAACAAGGAUGACUGUGACAAUUUCUAUAUAAACAAAUCCCAGAAAUACUCUGUGAUACCACACUCUUCUUUGGAAAUACCCACCACCCCUCAGAAAACACUUCCUUGUGCUCUUAGCAGUCAUACCUUUUUGAUGGAAAAGCAAACUGACACUAUGCUCUACCCAGUUUUAAAUUCUUCCAUGUUCCAGUCUGUGCAACAUAACCGUACAGAAAGCAGCAGCAAUUACACCCAUUGCAAUCAGGAAAGUAAAUCUCUGAAUAAAAGGCCAGCUACAAAUGCUUUAGACAAUCAGACUCAAAAUGCUAGCACAAAUAAUAACGAAGGCUUUCUUGGAGAGCUUUGGGCUGAGAUGCAUGAUGUACAAGAAGAGGCUGAAAAGAAACGUUUUCUUGUUGUUACUCAGAAUGCAGAUACAGCUUCAAACUUUUACUCGAGAAGCUUUGCUGAGAUGCCAUCUCAAACUUCGUUGCAACCUGGUACAACUUUUCCUAGUACCAGUUUUAGCCAACAGGCAAUGGUUGAGAGCCCAGGAGCACCAAAAAGUUCUCUUCUGAAGAACAGUGACAGAAGACAAAGCAAUUUCAGUGUAAACAAAGCCCAAAUUCCUUACGAUGCUGAUGUAAAAAAAUCCUGCCGACCAGACACUUCUGAUUCUAUGGGGGUGGUGAGCUCAGAAUCUACACAAAGCAGAAACUGGAAUAGUCCUAAGCUUUUCUCUCCCUCUAGGCAACAGGCACUGUCAAGUAAUGCCUGCAGUAGGCGUGCCCCCACAGAUCUUCAAAUAUAG